AUGAGUUUGCAUGGACUCGGAGUGAUUGGGGCCCAGGUGGCCGCAUCGAUCAAGAGUCACGACGAGAAACCUACCUCACCUCAUAUCAAUUCACCCCGCUGUUCUAUCACCUCAUCACCUACCAUUUCCAUCACCGAGAGAGGCCACCAGGAGUUUGAUCCUUCGAUCGGUGCCAAGCCCUGCUCUCCUUUCUAUCGCCAUGGAAGUCCUACGAUCUCUUACGAGCAGCUCACCUUCGAGAGCAAGAACAACAACCGGAAUCAUAGCCACCUACGGGAUCUCGAGAACGCCGGUCCGUACGCGGCCUCCCGUACCGACAGUCCCCGCCGAUCUAAGCUGUGGGAGGAGGAGAACAAACCUCGGACCUGGUUGCAAUCCUUGAGUAACAAACAAAAAAUGGCACUCAAGGCGGUGAUCGCCGUUGUGACAGUUGGGACUAUGAUUGCGAUUGCAUUGGGAAUCACUGCCGCUGUGGGAGGAGCAGCCUGGAAAUCGAGUGCCGAGAAGACAGCCAUGGGAGGCUAG
Molecule: messenger RNA, 525 nt
Organism: Penicillium canescens
Lineage: Eukaryota; Fungi; Ascomycota; Eurotiomycetes; Eurotiales; Aspergillaceae
Exons: 1
Coding region: 1-525 (174 amino acids)
Source: RefSeq, a predicted model, not a curated record